Engraulis encrasicolus (European anchovy) is the source of this 1649-nucleotide messenger RNA. RefSeq lists its product as uncharacterized. Lineage: Eukaryota; Metazoa; Chordata; Actinopteri; Clupeiformes; Engraulidae. The transcript is spliced from 2 exons. The coding region runs from base 17 to 826 and encodes 269 amino acids. The record is from RefSeq and is a predicted model, not a curated record.
ACUAGCCAAAGCCAACAUGACGAUUGAAACACUUAGACGUGACAUUCGCCGGCUACAAUGCGAGGUAGUCAUAAAAUCCCAUAACACCACGUUGAAACACCAAACCAGUAAUACUAGCGCCAACCUAACUACACUAUCUUUUUUCCCCAGCCACAGCAAACACCAGCCGAAGUCCCCCCCGAAUCCACCGUGCUCCACUCCCGCGCGUCGUAGCUGGACGGAGGUGCCCAAGCCUCUACCACAAAGAGUGCGACCCAGAAGCCGCCGGACCCUCGCUACCCCCAGGCAAAUCACCCGAGAGCAGCCUGCCCAUUCAGAACCCCGGCGACCAUCAACAGUCCUCAUAGGAUCUUCGAUGGUUCGCCACGUAACCCUACGAAACGCCCAGACGUGGUGCCUACCUGGAGCUCUCGUAGCCGAUGUCCAGUCGAAUGUGCCGGACGCGCUGUCACAGUAUCCUACUGCCACAACUCUCAUCGUCCACGCAGGCUCCAAUGACAUCCGGCUGCAGCAGUCUAAAAAACUUGAGUCCGAUUUCCUCUCCCUUAUUAAUACCCUUAGCAGCACUGGAAAAAAAUACGCUAUCUCAGGCCCCAUCCCCUCUGUUUGUUUCUCUGCCUUCCAGUUCUCCCGAAUCCGCCAACUGCACGUCUGGCUGAUGAGACACUGCCGCCAAGAAGCCAUUCCCUACGUUGACAACUUCUCCGCUUUCUGGAACCGCCGUAACCUCUUCGCACGAGAUGGAAGGCACUUAAACAGAUCUGGCGCUCGUCUCCUCGCGACCAACCUAGAGCUGACCCUCGAAGCCCACCGGUCCUUGGAUUGACUAACAGGUGUUUCAAAUCCAAAGCACUACACCAAUUUAGACACUGCGUGCCCAACAGAGAGUUCCCCUCUAGCUAUCCACGCUGUCACUACCCGUAGGAAAGCUCGCAGAUAUAGACCCUCUGGUUGUGUACACAACAACCUAAUUACGAUUGCACCUGAACGCAUAAACAAUAGCUCUACUACUUUGAAUGUUAAUGCUGCAUUACUUAACGUGCAGUCCUUGACCAACAAAAGCUUCGUAGUAAACCAGCUGGUCUCGGACAAAAACAUAAGCUUUAUGUUCCUUACCGAAACAUGGCUUAAAGACGACGGGGCUGCUACUUUUAUUGAGGCUUGCCCUUCCGAUUACAAAUUCCUUCACGCCCCGAGACCAAAGAAACGAGGCGGAGGCGUAGCCAUACUUUUCUCCAACAAAUUUAAUUGUACUAAGAUGAAUCUGGGCUCUUUCUCUUCAUUUGAAUACUUGGCAAUGAGGGUCCAAGCAAACCUCAAACUGAUCAUUAUUGUUCUGUACCGUCCACCGAAAUUCUCUUCGUCAUUUCUAUCUGAUUUCUCCACCUUCAUGUCGGACGUACUUACUAACUAUGACAAAGCAAUAAUUGCUGGCGACUUUAAUAUCCACGUAAAUAAAUCAGAUGACGCAAUAGCCAAGUCUUUCUUAGACACAUUAAAUGGAUUCGGUGUCGUCCAGAAUGUUACAGAACAGCCUACCCAUCGAAAAGGCAACACACUUGACCUUGUUAUUUCACAUGCACUUGACAUCAACAAUAUAUCGGUCACGGACGUCGGCCUCUCCGACCACCACUGUGUGUUCUUUGAUU